Messenger RNA from Scaptodrosophila lebanonensis, 269 nucleotides. Its product is annotated as mediator of RNA polymerase II transcription subunit 2-like. The record is from RefSeq and is a predicted model, not a curated record. Lineage: Eukaryota; Metazoa; Arthropoda; Insecta; Diptera; Drosophilidae. Bases 61 to 261 code for a protein of 66 amino acids. The transcript has 2 exons.
CCAGCACAGUCUUGCCUGCCUCAAGUCCUGGAUUAUUGAGGCAAUGGCAAAACUUGAUUUAUGCUAAGAACCCCACUCUGUGCAAAGCUUUGUUUUAACAUGGAGCUACAACAAAUGCAUGCCAAAUGUCGCCUAAAACAACAGCAACAACAAGAACAGCAGCAGAAGCACCAGCAUCCACAACAACAAUUGCACAGACAAGCAGCAGAAGAAGCAGCAACAACAACAAUAAAAACAGCCACACCCAUGGCCAGAAAUUAAAAGCCAAA